This is a messenger RNA of Bactrocera tryoni, 856 nucleotides long. RefSeq lists its product as uncharacterized. The record is from RefSeq and is a predicted model, not a curated record. The transcript has 4 exons. Bases 82 to 732 code for a protein of 216 amino acids. NCBI's taxonomy places the organism in Eukaryota, Metazoa, Arthropoda, Insecta, Diptera, Tephritidae.
UAUAAAAUAUAUAAGGUCAAUUCAGAAUCUUGUGCAUCUGAGUUUGAAAAAUUAUGCAAUUGCAAAUAUUUACCAUCCACAAUGAACGGCUUUUUUUGUGGUUUCUGUGCAACCUUUGCAAAUACCAUUUUGGGGAAAAAUGGACUGACGCUUGAAGCUGCUGAAGAAAUUAUGGACAUUGAGGAUCAUAAUAAAGUGUUGCGCACCUCGAAGGAGCAAAUAGAGUGCUAUCUCAACUUUGUGCGGGUUCACCCGGAGAUAAAGUUACACAAAAACGACCCAUCGCGGCCGAAAAGAAUGGAGGAGCUUUGGGCGGAACUCUCCGUGCAAUUAAAUGCCCUAAAAGGGCCCACUCGGAACCCCACAAAAUGGAGAGAGAAUCUGAGCCAUUGGAAAAACCAAAUAAGGUCAUGCGCAAGGAAAGCCAAGGCGCACAAGCUGGUGACAGGUGGCGGUCCCAGCUUAACAAGUGAGCAGAGAGCGUUAGAAACGUUAGGGUCAAUUGCGGUUGAUGGGUUGGCUGAUGUACCAACCAUUGACACAGAGGAAGAAGUAGUUUUCACAGCUGCACCGUCACCUCUAAAUACGACUUCGGAUACGUCCAAUGAUUGCACUCCGUCAUCGUCCCGUAGUAAAAAAAUGACGACGGACGAAAUGUUCCGAAAUUAUAUGGAUUUAAUGAAAGGAAAAGUCGAGGAGGAGAGAGCUUUCCGUAUUCAAACUUUAGAUUAAAUUAAUAAACACUCGGAAUCCAUUGAUAAUUUAGCGGCAGCGAUGGUGUCGCUUGUUGAGAAAAAGUAAAAAAUGUGGUUUUUUAUGUACAUAUGAAUUAUUUUGUUGUGAUGUUUUUUGUACA